AUGCCCUACACACCACCACAGCGUUCACCGGCUUCCUCGGGGCCUCCGUCCCCAGAUGGGAGCCGCCGCCCAUCCUUCCACCAACCACCAAACAGCAACGCGCGGCCGGCAUUGCCACGCUCCGCGUCGUAUCUCACGAAACACCGUCGCUCGCCAUCAGCGCAGGCCCGGGGGAGCCAGUUGUCGCCCGAGGCAACAUCGGAGGAUCUGAAGAGCCUGGCCGCUGGGAGUAGCCUUCGACAAUCACCUCCCCCCAUUACCGCGGUCCGCGGAAUUCCUAACGCCGCGAUUAUUUCCCCUCCUGAUUCCGCGAGCGACGAUGAUGAACAGCCCGAAGUUCGCGGCCGCCAGAUCGAUAACAUCAAGGAGUUACAUGCGGCCAUCAGCCAAAUACCUCAGCAAAGAAACCGUGUGCCUGCAGGAGCAGCACCCGGUACCGAGGCCUCAGAUGCCGGGGACUUGCUUGUUCUCCCGACCCAAGCUAACGCCAUGACGGAGGCCGUGCAUCACAACUUUAGCACCGGGUCACUUUCUGAGUUGAAGGUUGGAGGCACACGUCGGUACACACAUACCAGAUCGGCCACCGAGCCGCACAUCACCAUCAGCAAAUCCAGUGCCAGCUCUAGCACAGGGUCGGAGGAAGACACCGAUGAAGAGCGGCGACGGAAGCCCCAAAUGGUUCGCAAGAAGUCUGGUGAGCUCGUCAGGCCAGCGCUCCGGCCCGCCUCUCGCAGGCGGCCCUCAAGCAUGCCCGGGACCCCGACGUUCUCUAAGGUGGUCCACUUUGACUCCCAUCUGGAACAUGUAAGGCACUUUCUUCAGGUUGACAGGCCGCUGGCGGUGAGCGCCGGUUCAUCACCGGUGGACAAUUAUGACAGCGACGCCGAGUACCCCUUCUCGACGGAAAGCCGAUCAAGCACGCGCACCUCGUCGUUUGAGUGGGAAAUCAUCAUGAAUAACUUUCCCGUGGACACACCCGUCCGCAAGAUGCAGCCUGUGCGCCUAGAGAGAGUGUGGCUCUCGGCGGAUCAAAAGUCCCUGGUUGGCUCAAUAGCAGUCGCCAACCUGGCUUUCCAGAAGUUCGUUGCCUGUCGGUUUACACUCGACUACUGGAAAACAACAUCGGAAGUCACUGCCGAGUACGUUAACGAGAUCAGAGGUGACGACACGACACAAGCGCAGGACCGGUUUAACUUCACCAUCAAACUCUCGGAUCUGGCGAACUUGGAGGCUAAAACGCUGUACUUUUGCCUCCGGUACACUGUCAAUGGACAAGAGUACUGGGACAACAACAACGGCAUCAACUUCCAAGUAGACUUCCGCAAGAAGCUGGUUCCGCAGCCCGGCAAACCGGGCUCCGCCGGUGCUGCUUCUCGUUCCUCGAACGGGCUUCCCAAGAGCAACCGCCGCUCUAGUCCGAAGGCCAAGCCGAGCCGUGGUCGGUCUGAUGAGUUUGGCGAGAACCAGAAACCGGUUGACAAAGCUAUCCACGAUUACCUCGGCGAGACGAGUGGCACGGGAUUAAGGUUGAAGGGAGUCAAGAGUUCCAGCGACAUCCCGAGUGACAACCUUUCCAAGGGUUUGACUGGUCCCAGCGGUCAGUUUGCUCUGAGGUACGACUUUGGCAACUCUCUCAGCCGAGCCAUUCAGGGCGCCAAGAACGAGAUGUCUGGGAAGUCCGACGGCCUGUACAUGAAGCAGCGCAACAAGAGCGUAGGUUCGCCAACUGCCGCGCCCGUUGUUGCGGAAAAAAAGGUGGAGCCGGCGUCUGCUCCCAAAUCCGAACCCCCGAAAGCCGCCCCAAUUUCCACUUCGCCGACCGAUUCGCCGAGCGCUGCCAUGUCUUCUGCCUCGUACGAGGAAAUUGUCAACAAGUGGUGCUUUUAUGGCACCAAGCCUAAAACGGCCUCCCCGCAAACCCAGUCCAAAGUUCCCAAGUUCGAGAUCGGCGAUGACAGCAGCAGCAGUACCGCAAGCUACGAUGGUAGCCCGGUGCAGCUGAGCAACCCUUAUCAUUCCUACGGCGGCGCCCCUCACCAUUCGGUACAUCCGCUGGGGCCGAGCCCCUACUUUGUUCAUGUUCCCAUCCUGAAGGCCAUGGGAGCGUCCCCCGUCGACUCUCCCUCGGAGAACCCUGCUAGCCCCGUGUCCGGCCAGCCGAAUACCAAGGUUUCGUCGCACGCGGUUCCAGGGAUCUUCGCCCCUUUCGGUACGUCGCCUAACGACUAUCUUUACGAGUGCCCUCAUGAUCGUUUUCCAUUUUAUGGACCGGAGACUUAUGGGCCGGCAGCGAUUAAGAGCUGA
Molecule: messenger RNA, 2304 nt
Organism: Dichotomopilus funicola
Lineage: Eukaryota; Fungi; Ascomycota; Sordariomycetes; Sordariales; Chaetomiaceae
Product: carbohydrate-binding module family 21 protein
Exons: 2
Coding region: 1-2304 (767 amino acids)
Biological process (GO): regulation of glycogen biosynthetic process
Cellular component (GO): protein phosphatase type 1 complex
Molecular function (GO): protein phosphatase 1 binding; glycogen binding
Source: RefSeq, a predicted model, not a curated record